Messenger RNA from Triticum turgidum subsp. durum (durum wheat), 3822 nucleotides. The record is from the annotation of a GenBank genome assembly. Lineage: Eukaryota; Viridiplantae; Streptophyta; Magnoliopsida; Poales; Poaceae.
AUGGAUCCCCGAGGUGGCAUAACACAAAUCGAGCUGGAGUACAUGGUACACGAUGAAGAUGCAGAGCCCAUUGCCCUGCCACUGCCACUUUUGGAGAAAAUCACAAAUUAUUUUUCUCACGAGUUGAUAAUUGGAAGAGGUGGCUUCGCGGUGGUUUAUAAGGUAUCUCGGGUGCUGCUGCUGCUGCAGGCAGUGCUUGAUAAUGGCAUUGUCACUGUGAAGAGGCUGUUCGAUACGCACAUGCAUGAGGAACAAUUCCAGGGUGAGGUGGAAUGUCUCAUGAAGGUGAAGCACAAAAACAUUGUACGAUUUCUUGGAUAUUGCGCCGACACGCAAGGGAACAUUUCAGACUACAAAGGGAAAAUGGUUAUGGCAGAUGUGCAGCAGCGGUUGCUCUGCUUUGAAUAUCUACCUAAAGGAAGUCUUGAUGGUUAUAUAACAGAUUCACCCGGAGAACUUAACUGGAGAAAGCGAUACGAUAUAAUAAAGGGUAUCUGUGAAGGGUUAAAUUAUCCUCACCAGAACAAUAUUCUGCACUUGGAUCUAACACCCGGAAAUAUAUUAUUGGAUGAGGAUAUGAUGCCGAAAAUUACUGAUUUCGGAUUGUCAAGGUGUUUUGAGGAAGACCAAACAGGGGUCAUUACUAAAAAUGUGGCCGGAACAAGGGGAUAUUUGGCGCCGGAAUGCUAUAACAAGGAAAUCGUACUCGCGCACAAGUUUGACUUAUAUAGUCUUGGUGUUAUAAUGAUAGAGAUACUGACCGGAAAGAAGGGGUGUCAAGUUACUAUUGAGAAUGUACUUCAAAUUUGGAAUAAUACGGUGUUGGAUGCACUGCAGUGGGAUCAAAUACGAGUAUGUGCGAAGAUUGGGAUGGAGUGCACAGAAGUCGAUCCGGCAAAGAGACCAGCUAGUAUGAAGCACAUAAUGGAUUGGCUUGCUGAAAUAGAAUGUAGUACGCAUGUAAUCCCAGCAGGUGGGACAAGAGAGCUUCUUCUCGUUCACCCGUCCGCGCUUUGCUUCCCCUUUGAGCCCAACAAGGCUAUCACAUGCCCGCUGCAGCUAACAAAUAACACCGAUAAGCAUGUUGCAUUUAGGCUUAUGGAUAAUAGCAUGGAGUCUUCCUUCCUAAGGCUGCCAUUGUAUGACGUUAUGCCACCUAACACACCUUACACUCUCAUUGUGACAACACAAGAGAAAGAAGAUCUACCACGAAAGUAUAUCAUAGAUGUGAUCCUCCAAAGUGCUACAUUAAUAUUGGGGGAUGAUGAUCAUAUAAACACUUUCCGAAGCCAGCCAGACAAGUUUUUUCAAGAGACGGGGAAUGAUAUACAGGUGGUGAAACGGAAAGCACUUUAUACCUUGACACACAUCGCAACGUCAUUCUCUAAGCCAAUUUUGUCCACAGUCAAGGUACACGUCUACAUAGAAAUGCAUCUCAGUUGCUUGGACACAAACCGAGCCAAGCAGUGGAUAAUAAUAGGAGAUGAAAAUGGACACGUUGGCUUUUGGGACUAUCCGACACAGAAAAAAGUGGAUGCGCUUAAAGUCUCAGCGAGUCGUGUUACGUGCAUUAGAUUCAUUGAACGGAAGCAAUGGAUUGUUGCUGGGACAGAAGAUGGGUAUCUCCAUGUGUACAGCUAUGAAACAAGAAUUCAGAAGAUCACGAGUUUAAGAGUUGGUGCCAUUGAGAAUCUGGAGUCACGGGCUGCUCAUACCCAUCUGGCCAUCCAUCCAACCCAGCCAUAUUUGUUGUCGGUGUAUGGUUUUAAAGUGAAACUUUGGGACUGGGACGUGGGCUGGGAGUGCAUACAAACAUUUGAGAAUGAAGAGCUUAUGACAAUACUUCGAGUCGCAUUUAACCCAAAUGACACAUUUGCGACUGCUUCGAUGGAUUGCACAGUGGNNGUUUGGAGUCUUGAUUCUCCCGAAUUUAUAUACACUCUAGUAGGGCAUUCGAGCAUAGUGAAUUGCCUGGAUUUCUUCACAUGUGAUGAUCAGGAGUAUUUGGUUACUGGCUCACAUGAUCAGACUGCAAAGAUAUGGGAUCUGCGGAAGAUGAUGUGUAUACAUACACUUGAGGCUUUCGUAUCUCCAGUAAUGUCUCUCUUGUACCAACCCGAUCUUCAGAUUCUAAUUACAGGUUCAAAAGAUGGCGCUAUUUAUUUGUGGAGCACCACAAACUGCGGGAAUUAUUCAUGCCCCCCGACUCUUAAUAGAGUCAUCAAGAUUGGUUGUGUUGGAGCUGUCUACCAUAUCGCAUGUGUGAUGGGAGGGCUUGUGAUUGGAAAAGAAAAUGCAGUGGCAAUUAUGGAUAUCGAUGAUGUGAAUUAUCAGGAGCAACCAACUGAUAAAAGUGAGCAGCAAUUAAGUGCAUGCACGACACACCAUGCCGGAGACAUGUCUAAGCAGGAAAAGGCAGGGUCCAUCAGCAAGCUACUUGAUGUCCACCCGCUGGAACUCCGCUUCCCCUAUUGUCCCAAUGAGCCUAUCCCUUGCUCACUGCACCUAACAAACAACACAGAUGAAAAUGUGGCAUUUAGACUUGUAGACAAGAGUGGCAAGUCCCCAUGGUGCUUCGCAAAGUUGCCGUUGUGCGGCAUUGUACCUCACGGAUCCACUUACACUUUGACUGUGACAAUGAAGGAGGAGAUGAAGCUAAAGGAAGAGACAGACUUUGAUCUCGUUAUUCAGAGCAGUUUAUUGGGAGAUAAGUACAUCGAGGUAUUCAAUGACCAAUCUGAGUCUGAUACAUUUUUCAAAGAAGCCAAACAGUUUGGGAAUAUGGUGCAUGAAGUGACACUGAAAGCUGUUUAUGUGCAGUACGGAGAGAUCACAUCUGAGAAUAUAUCUGUGAAGUACAAUCCUGACUCUUUGUGGUCCCUGGAUGCACAUCCAACAGAACCUUGGAUUUUAACAGGUCAUAAUAGUGGAUAUGCUCGCAUAUGGAACAAUGAGAUGAAGUUCCUGAUUAAUUCGUUUAAAGUCUCAGAUCAGGAUGCAGUAAGCUGCGUCAAAUUUAUUGCAAGAAGGCAACUGAUUGUAGCUAUGACAGAUCGUGCUCACCUCCAUGUGUAUGACUGUUCAUGUGUAACAAAAAUCGAAAAGAUCAGUUUUGAACGUGGUGAUUACGGGACCAGUACACUACUAGCUGUUCAUCCGAUCCUACCAUAUGUGUUGGCAUCAGGUUUAAUGCUUUUAAACUGGGACCUGAGCUGGAAGACCACACGAAUAUUUGAGUCUGAGGCUGUCACAGCAGAGGCAGUUGCGUUCAACACAAGGGACACCAACAGUUUUGCGAGUGGGUCUUAUGAUGGCGAAGUACAGGUUUGGAGGUUCGAUUCCUCCGACCCGGAAUAUUCUUUGCUUGGACAUUUGAAGAAGGUGACAUGCCUUGAUUUUGUUACAUGUGGAGAUCAACAGUAUUUGAUCAGUGGAUCUUAUGACGCCACUGUCAAGAUCUGGGACUUGCAGAAAAGGGAGUGCAUUUGUACGCUGGAAGCUAUGUCGCCAGUUCAUUGUGUCCUUGCCCAUCCAAACCUUCCAGUUAUAAUUACAGGAACAGAACAUGGCAUCAUUCAUCUGUGGAACUCCACUGAUUUCAGGCUAAAGAGAACCAUUAGCUUAGGUGGCGGUGGACCUGUUAUCACUCUCGGAUGUUUGAUGGGUUCACCAAGGGUUGUGAUUGGACAAGAGAACGCAUUUUUUGCCAUGGAUAUCCACGAUGACUGGGGCGGCCAACCCCAGGGGAGAGAUAAUUUCAUUGGUUUGCUUGGUUCCUCUCUGGAGGAAGGGUUGCAUGCCAAGAGACAUAGACAGUGGUGA